Brassica oleracea var. oleracea is the source of this 2330-nucleotide messenger RNA. Its product is annotated as zinc finger BED domain-containing protein DAYSLEEPER. Lineage: Eukaryota; Viridiplantae; Streptophyta; Magnoliopsida; Brassicales; Brassicaceae. The record is from RefSeq and is a predicted model, not a curated record. Bases 88 to 2160 code for a protein of 690 amino acids. Gene Ontology annotation, molecular function: protein dimerization activity; DNA binding. The transcript has 4 exons.
UCCUGUGUUCUCUCUUCGUCUUCACCAUCACAACAGUUCCUUGAUCUCAAACUGGAGCUUGAAAGGGGCAAAGAAGCUUGGAAUCAGAUGGAUUGGAAUGUCAACAACGCUUUCAAAACCUACAAAGAAAUGGAACCAAAAGCCAUGAUGGAUAUGUCACUCCUUCCACACUCUUCUGAUCCCAUUGACAUUGCCUUAGGCUCUUCUUCUGACAACAAUACUACUGCUCCCCCUAAACGCAAGAAGACUAUGACUUCUGUCUUCCUUAAAUACUUCGACACCUCACCUGACACCAAGACUCGCAAAUGCAAACUCUGUGGCCAAAGCUACUCCAUUGCAACCGCCACAGGUAAUCUUGGAAGGCAUCUGAAUAACCGACAUCCAGGAUAUGAUAAGGCAUCAGAUGUUGCAACCACCUCAGUACCGCAGACGCCGCCAGUUGCUGCGAAGCCCUCACAGUCCCUGUCCAAAGCGCUGCAGAUCGAUUACGAUCAUCUCAACUGGUUGGUUCUCAAGUGGCUCUCUCUGUCAUCGCUGCCUCCCUCCACCGUAGACGAAACGUGGCUGGGAAACUCCUUCAAGUUUCUUAACCCAUCCGUCCAGCUAUGGCCUGCUGAAAAGUACAAAGCCGUGCUCAAGGAGGUUUUCAGAAGCAUGCAGGGAGAUGUCAAGACAACACUGGAGCAUCAUGUCCAGUCCAGAGUUUCGCUCACCUUGAGUUUCUGGAGUUCGUACGAGAACAUUUUUUAUAUGAGCGUGACGGGACAUUGGAUUGAUGAAAACUGGUCCUCUCAUAGGUUGCUUCUCGACAUUUGCAGGAUUCCUUAUCCCUCUGGGGGUGCUGAGAUCUAUGCAUCUCUUUUGAAAGUUCUUAAGAUGUUUGCCGUUGAAGAUAGAGUUCUGUGUUGUACACAUGACAACAGCGAGAACGCUAUCCACGCUUGUCAUAGUCUGAAGGAGUACUUAGAUGGUCAGAAGGUAUUGCCUUUCUGCUACAUUCCCUGCGCUGCUCAGACUUUAAAUGAUAUUAUUGACGAGGGGUUAGCAACUAUAAAGCCUAUAAUCUCAAAGAUCAGGGAGUUCACGCAAGAGUUAAACGCCUCCAUGGAGCUAUCAGAUGAUUUCGUUCAGCUGACAACAGCUUAUCAGGAAGGAAACUGGAAGCUUCCUGUAGAUGCUUCUUCUCGUUGGAGUGGUAACUACCAAAUGGUCAACAUCUUGUGCAAGGCUGGCAAGUCGUUGGACUCGGUGAUAAGGAAAAACGAGGAGUGUCUAGAGAACAGAAUGGUGUUGAGCUCUGCAGAGAAGAACGCAGUGAGCAUUGUCCACAGCUACUUGGAUUUGGAUUCGUUUCGCAAAACGACUGACGAUAUGUGCACAAACAAGGAUCUCACCGUCGGUCUAGCUCUCCUCUUCAUGGAUAACAUCUCUGAGAUGAUCACAACUUGCCAAAAGUCUUGCCACAACCCGGACUGGUUGAGAACGUGCGCUGAGAACAUGUCGCAGAAGGCUAGAAGCUACAACACACAAGUGUGCAACGUGUUCACUUACAUUACAGCCGUUCUUGACCCGCGCAUCAAAACGGAGUACAUCCCAGAGACGCUGAACCUAGAGAGCUAUAUAGAUGAAGCAAGAGGGCAUUUCAUUCGGAACUAUGCUUCUCCUCAUCAUUUCACGUCUUCUCUAGCCAGCGGGUACCGUCCACAUCAGGAGAUAGACGAAGGAGGAGGAGGGAACAUCUCAUUUGCAGAGGAGAUUGCUAGAAGGAAGAGAAGAGGAAGCAUGAGUAACAACAGUGUUGUUGAUGAACUGACUCAGUACUUAUCAGAGUCUAUAGUCCCAAUGCAGACCGAUGUGUUGGACUGGUGGAAGGGGAACAGCGGGAGAUACCCGCGGCUUUCCAACAUGGCUAGAGACUUCCUUGCGGUUCAGGCGACUUCAGCUGCGCCGGAAGAGAUAUUUUGCGUUAAAGGAGAGGAUAUUGAUAAGCAAAGGUAUUGCAUGCCACAUGAUAGCGCACAGUCUGUGCUUUGUAUCAGGUCAUGGAUUGAAGCUGGGAGGAAACUUAAGUUCAAGUCAACUGAGAUUGACUAUGAGCGGUUAAUGGAGUUAGCUGCCACCGUGGCUGCUGAUAACUCUGACAAGAUUCAACAUAAGUGAGAUUAUUUUUUAGUGUUUGUAAUAAAGAGACAAAUUGUGAUUUAAUUGUCUUCUUUUAGCAUAUGAUUAUGUGUAUGUAGUUUUGCUUAGUGUUGGAGGAUUUGUAGAGACCAUUUAUGUAUCAGUUCUUAGGACGAUUCAUCAUAUUGUUAAGAGUUAGUUUAGUGUAA